AUGGCGACUAUAGCACAAUCAAACCCGCACCACCGCAAAAUCGAACUGCAGUCCCCACUCGACCUCACCCACCUACGGGAUCAACUCACAACCUCUGCGCGACAAAAGCUCGACCUGCACUUCCCACCUGCCGCUCUUCGCUCCAAGCCCGCCACACACAUCACACUCGGCGGCUCCGAAGCAAAUCAACCGCCCACAACCACUACAUCCACAACAAGUACAGAUGAAGAGACCGAUCCUCUGCGCCAACACGUCCAAGCCCUGACCACCGCCUUCCUCGAACGUACCUGGACCGCUGCCGCAAAGUCCAUCACCAUCAACGGCCUCGACGCGCACACUCUCCCACAAUUCACAAAUGCGACAGACUCUACGCUAUCAUCAAGACAGCCUCAAGAGCAGCAACAACAACCAGAGCACACAGAGAUCGAAGGCAUCCACUACACGCUCUCCCCCUACGACUCACGGCUACAAACUCGCCUCGCGACCCUCUACGGCGAGCUUGAGUCACUCACGGCGCAAGUCAGCAAACUGCGCCGCGAGGCGCCUGGACGGAGUGCGGUGCAGUUGCGAGAAUCGUUGGGUGGGGAGAUUGAGGCUGAGGAGAGGGAUCAUGAAGCUGCGAUGGUGGCUGUCAAACAAGAGCGAGAGGAUGAGAUGGACGGAGUCCAACAAACCCUGUGGAACCUAAGCGGGAGGAGGGACGGAUGGUACGAGGACGUGAAGAGCGGGUACGAGGAUGCGGUUGGUCAGUUGGCGCGGUUAAGUGGGCACCAAGUUGGUCCUCAGAAUCUAGAUGGUGGUGUUGCUGCUCCGUCUGCGAUGCCCGGGGGAUCGGGGGUUGGAGGUGGAGGAUUGACAGGAUGUGUGGGGAAGGUACAGCGUGCUAUGACCGUGGCGCAGGAGUUGGAGUGA
Molecule: messenger RNA, 912 nt
Organism: Cyphellophora attinorum
Lineage: Eukaryota; Fungi; Ascomycota; Eurotiomycetes; Chaetothyriales; Cyphellophoraceae
Exons: 1
Coding region: 1-912 (303 amino acids)
Biological process (GO): mitotic sister chromatid segregation
Cellular component (GO): kinetochore; MIS12/MIND type complex
Source: RefSeq, a predicted model, not a curated record